This is a messenger RNA of Acytostelium subglobosum LB1, 753 nucleotides long. RefSeq lists its product as hypothetical. The annotation marks the transcript as partial. NCBI's taxonomy places the organism in Eukaryota, Evosea, Eumycetozoa, Acytosteliales, Acytosteliaceae. The record is from RefSeq and is a predicted model, not a curated record. The transcript is spliced from 2 exons.
AUGACCGCCGCCAAACAAAUCAUGUUGGCCCUAUAUAUCACAGAGAUCAAAUCAUUAAACAUACUUUUAAUAUUCGGCGGAGUAUUCCUUUUGAGUUCAUUCUCAGUUAUACAAUUAUAUUGGUGCAAGGUGAUCACGACGAUAGAGACAUCUGAACAGAUAAAGAAGUUUAGCAAGAUAAUGUAUUGGGUCAUCAUUGGUAUUGGAGCAUCAACUACAUUCUUUUUAAUCGUUGGAUUCCUGUUGUGGUGGGAUAGAGCUGCAACCAAUGCCAUCCUUAUAGUAUACUCUAUACUAUGUAGUCUAACAUACUCAUUGAUAGUAUGGAGACUGUACAUAUAUUGGACACACAUGGAUAUCAACAAUCCAACAAUUGGCAAAGAGAUACAUAGAAAGAUUAUACAGAUAAUAUUAUUGGCCAUUGUAAUCAUUGGUGCUGGAAUGGUGUUUGGACUGACAUUGAUCGGUCUGACAAUAUGGACACCAUCAAGUGACAAUGAGAAUGUGGCUUGGCUGUUCAUCAGUCGUUCUGCCGAAUGCCUUUAUGUGUUUGGUAUACUUUUCUUCAAGCCAAUGUCAUUCAAGAAGAAUUCAAGACAACAAGUGACUGAUGUUGAGAUGACCAAGAAGCCACCAACACCACCAAUGCAACAUUCUCCAAAGUUACUCUCGGGAGCAUCAUCUCCGCCAUCACCAUCCACUCCUCGUGCUCUGGACAUCCAGCCAACUGGACGUGUCUUGGAAAGAGAAGUG